Molecule: messenger RNA, 1521 nt
Organism: Aspergillus aculeatus ATCC 16872
Lineage: Eukaryota; Fungi; Ascomycota; Eurotiomycetes; Eurotiales; Aspergillaceae
Exons: 13
Coding region: 1-1521 (506 amino acids)
Biological process (GO): transmembrane transport; carbohydrate transport
Cellular component (GO): membrane
Molecular function (GO): carbohydrate:proton symporter activity
Source: RefSeq, a predicted model, not a curated record
AUGACUGUUCUCACUGGUAAGCCACUUUCGCUGGCUAUCACUGCCACUGCAGGAAGUGGUUUCCUUCUAUUUGGAUAUGAUCAAGGUGUUAUGUCAGGUCUUUUGACCGGUACUGCAUUCACGCGGACAUUCCCGGAGAUUGACACGACCUCCGCAGGACAUGGCAGUUCUUCACUGCAGGGCACGGUGGUUGCUAUCUAUGAGAUCGGCUGCUUCUUAGGUGCCCUGAUUGCUCUGUUCGCGGGUGAGAAGAUCGGCCGUCGGUUGUGUAUCAUUGCAGGUUGCAUCAUCCUCAGCAUCGGAGCGGCGAUUCAGUGCAGUGCGUAUGGCAUCCCGCAGUUGAUUGUGGGUCGGAUCGUGGCCGGCGUCGGCAAUGGUCUCAAUACUAGUACAAUCCCGGUGUGGCAUUCGGAAUUGAGCAAAGCAUCCAGUCGAGGAAAAGGGCUGGCGAUCGAGCUCACGAUCAAUAUCUUCGGUGUCAUGACAGCCUACUGGGUUGAUUAUGGAAUGAGUUAUGUCGACAAUGAAGCUCAAUUCCGGUUCCCCAUCGCGCUGCAGAUCCUUUUUGCCAUCAUCACACUUCUGGGGGUGAUUGCCUUGCCUGAGUCGCCUCGUUGGCUUAUUUCCCACGGCCAACGCGACGAAGCGCAACACAUUAUCUGGGCUGUUCAGCCUAACGCAGACCAAAUUUCUGAGUCUGACGCCAUCGUCACCACAGAGGUAGCAGAGAUCUCUCGUGCUAUUGCAGAGGAACAGGCAGCAUCCCAGGAAGGAUCCUUCGGCAUGAUCUUCAGCAACGGGCCUCAGAAGUUCUUCUACCGCACGCUUCUGGGAAUGGGGGGGCAAUUUAUGCAGCAGAUGUCGGGAGUCAAUUUGAUCACAUAUUACAACACGGUAAUCUUCGAGAACUCGGUUGGUAUGAGCCACAACUUGGCCCUACUGAUGGCGGGCUUCAACGGGGUAGCCUAUUUUGUCUCUACCUUUGUCCCCGUCUGGACUAUUGAUAGAUUGGGUCGUCGGAAACUCAUGCUCUUUGCGGCGGCGGGCCAAUGCGGCUGCAUGGCCAUCCUAGCCGGCACAGUGUACGAUGGCGGCCAUGCGGCCGGUAUCGUAGCCACCGUGAUGCUGUUCCUCUUCAAUUUCUUCUUUGCCGUUGGCCUGCUGGCUAUUCCGUGGCUAUUGCCCGCUGAAUAUGCCCCGCUGGCGAUCCGAAGCCGCGCUGCUGCAUUGGCUACUGCCACCAAUUGGAUCUUUACCUUUCUUGUCGUGGAAAUCACACCCGUCAGUAUUGACAGCAUCGGCUAUCGCACGUAUAUUUACUUUGCUGUGUUUAAUUUCUGCUUCCUUCCCUUGAUUUACUUCUUCUAUCCCGAGACACGCAACCUCACGCUGGAACAAGUGGAUUUGCUUUUCACGGGAGAGAAGGUGCAGCUUCACUGGCACCCGUCGAUGGGCGCAGUGGGCGAUGUCAGUGAGCGCAUCGGAGACAAGGAGGUAGGAAUGAUAGAACAUGUUGAGUGA